CAUCAGGCAUCAGCUCACGGGAAACCUGAAACUACAAAUUGUAGGCGAAACUCAACUGAGGCAGUACAUGUCGGCCUCUUGCAUUCCUCUAGCUGUUUUGUAGAAUCACGUUUAGUAAAGUAAUAGCGUUGAACUUGAUUGUAAGGGUAACGUUUUAGGCGAUAUGGCCGGAUUGGAGUCAGUGAAUUAUUGAAGUUUGCAAUUUGUGAGUAUUUUCCAUAGUGUAUUUGCACAAUGUCUGUGGCAGAGCAAAGGAAGCAGAAUUUCCUCCUACCCAGCAUCAAAGUGGAGCAUAUGAUCGCUGGUGUGUCUGGUGGAAUCUUAUCAACACUGCUGCUGCAUCCUCUGGACUUGGUGAAAAUUCGCUUUGAAGUGAACGAUGGUAGUGGGAAGAGGCAUCGCUCUUACAAUGGCUUGUGGGAUGCGCUUAGAACCAUACACAGAGAGGAUGGAUUCAAAGGCCUGUACAAAGGAGUAUCUCCCAAUAUGUGGGGUGCUGGAGCUGCCUGGGGCCUGUAUUUCUUCUUCUACAACACAAUGAAGUCCUACUAUCAAGGAGGUAAUGCUAACGUGUCCAUGCCAGCUGGUGUGAACAUGUUGAUAGGUACACUUGCUGGGGUCACCACACUAAGCCUAACUAAUCCUAUCUGGGUGGUGAAGACCAGGAUGUGCUUGCAAGUGCCCGGUCAGGUCAAUGCCAGUGGCGAAGCAGUCGUCAUGUACCGAGGCAUGUUCCAUGGGCUGACCUCGCUGUAUCGUGAGGAGGGUAUUCGCGGCUGCUACCGCGGCUUUGUGCCGGGUCUCUUUGGAGUGUCUCACGGCGCGAUACAGUUUGUUUGCUAUGAGCAGCUGAAGCAGUACUACUGUCAUCUGGUGGGUAUUCCCCUCUCAUCUCAUCUCUCCGCCGUGCACUAUCUGAGUCUUGCAGCUUUAUCAAAGCUCUUUGCUUCAACAAGUACGUAUCCUUACCAGGUUGUACGAGCUAGGCUGAUGGACCAGCAGAGUGACUUCACCAGCAUGACGGACGUUGUUCGGAGAACAUUCGCCAGCGAGGGUUGGAGAGGAUUUUACAAAGGCCUCUCUCCCAACCUGUUACGCGUGACACCAGCGACAUGCAUCACGUUUCUGGUCUAUGAGAAGAUGUCACAUGCGCUCCUGUCCUCCGACAAAUAACUGCAAGUCGUCUGCUGAGUGAGCGUGUUGAGUGGGAGUUGAAGUGUUUGGAACCCUUCAUAUUACGAAUACGAAAUCUUUUUUAAAUCAGUUCUAGUGGCGAGUAUUAUGUUAGGAAAGUGUUGAUAUUUAUCACCUGGCAAAUUACCAGUUUUGAACACUGCACUAUUGAUUCAAUUCACAUUGCAAGCAAUAACUUAUUGCGAUAGCCCUUUUCAAGAUUUCUUGCGAUGUAGUUGUAUUCCUUGAGGUAUCUUCUGCUGCGUUGAAUUGGGUCUUCCACCCUUAGCCCCAAUUGCUAACAUCUCUGCUGGACGGAGGGAACAAAUACAAAGAAAUACUGUGUGUUUUGCAACUGCCAGCUAUUGUAUUGUACGACUGAUCAGGUCAUCGGUAAAGUAAAGCCGCACUGGAGUGUGCACUGGCCCGUGUUGCAGCGGUAUGAAAUAUACCUGAUCUGGGGCGUCGGAAGGUAUUCGACAUUGGUGCGGCCGUGAAGAGGGGCCCUUCCCUCGGGGAAAAAAUUGAACCAGUUUCUUUGCUUCAGAAAUUUCAAGACGAGAUUAUUGGUGCGGCUUCAGCCGCACCUGCCACACGGGCCCCGAUGCCCCCGUCUCGUGCAGCACUGGGCCUCCUUGUCUUUGCCCAGAUCGCUUGGCAAUGGCUGUGAAAGAACUGAGCACCUACAGAGGGAACAUUGACAUUCAUUGCUCCUCAAUACAGAUAUGUACUGUAGUAAGUGCUGAUGGAUAGGAAUUAUUUUUCACUAGCUAAGAAAUCAUAAAAAUCAAGAAUCUGACACUGAACAUGAUGUACCGCUACUCUUGAUGUCGGCCAUGAAACUCAAAACCCUC
This is a messenger RNA of Sycon ciliatum, 2027 nucleotides long. Its product is annotated as solute carrier family 25 member 32-like. The coding region runs from base 235 to 1173 and encodes 312 amino acids. The record is from RefSeq and is a predicted model, not a curated record. The transcript has a single exon. Gene Ontology annotation, cellular component: mitochondrion. Gene Ontology annotation, biological process: folate import into mitochondrion; nucleotide transport. Gene Ontology annotation, molecular function: FAD transmembrane transporter activity; folic acid transmembrane transporter activity. Lineage: Eukaryota; Metazoa; Porifera; Calcarea; Leucosolenida; Sycettidae.